This is a messenger RNA of Camelina sativa (false flax), 3778 nucleotides long. Lineage: Eukaryota; Viridiplantae; Streptophyta; Magnoliopsida; Brassicales; Brassicaceae. The record is from RefSeq and is a predicted model, not a curated record.
UACAGUGGCCUUUUUGGCACUCUCUCCCCAGCUCUCCAACCCCUCGUCUCCAAGACAAAAUCUGCAGCCGAGAUGUGGAAGACAAUCUCUGCAACUUAUGCCAACCCAAGUUGGGGUCACAUACAACAACUUCGCCUGCAAAUUAAACAAGCUGCCAAAGGAGAUAAGACUAUUGACGAGUACAUGCAGUCACUCACAACUAGGUUUGAUCAACUUGCUCUCCUCGGUAAGCCCCUUGCCCAUGAAGAGCAACUUGAGUUCAUCUUCGGUGGACUCCCUGAAGACUACAAGUCCGUGAUUGAUCAAGUUGAGGGUCGUGAAACCCCUCCCUCCAUCAUUGAAGUUCGACUGUACCACACCCACCUCCACCUCCUCCGAAUCCGAUUCCGACAAUCCCGACCCAACCUCGACCUAUCCAUGAACCAAUUCCACAACCUGUUCCGGCUAACCGACACUCUAUGACCACUCGCAGGAAAAACAAUAUCAUAAAACCCAACACCAAAUUUAAUCUCUAUGUUGCCCUGUCUCGUCAUAUCCCCCCUGAACCAACAACAGUGAACCAGGCUCUAAAGGAUCGAAAAUGGCGAGGAGCCAUGUCCACAGAAAUUGAUGCUUUUGCUCGAAAUCAAACACUUGAUCUCGUUCCUCGUCAAUCUCACUUUAAUGUUGUUGGGUGCAAAUGGUUGUUUAAGAACAAAUUUCUCUCUAAUGGUUCCCUUGGCAGGUGUAAAGCAAGACUCGUGGCCAAGGGUUACUCUCAACAACUUGGCAGAGAUUAUGAUCAAACAUUCAGUCCAGUGAUCAAGUCUACAACUAUUCGUUUGGUGUUGGAUGUUGCAGUCUCCAAAUCAUGGCCUAUCAAACAGCUUGACGUGAACAACGCGUUUCUCCAAGGAACACUUGAGGAUGAAGUGUAUAUGGAACAACCACCUGGAUUUGUCAACUCUGAUUUCCCGGAUUACGUUUGCCGUCUACGCAAAGCCAUAUACGGUUUAAAACAGGCACCAAGGGCAUGGUAUACUGAGUUGAAGAAUUAUUUGGUGGGUGUAGGUUUUGUUAACUCGCUUGCAGAUACAUCCUUGUUUGUCCCUAUAGUAUUAUUUCAUUUGACGCCCCAAGUCUUGUGUCCUUGGACUACUCCGAUUAUGCCUUGGCUGUAUACGAACAAGUUAACUUGGCUUCCCUUGUGGAAGCUAAGCUGGAUAUUCGUUAUUCUAAAAGAAUCGAGAGGCCUGAUGUAUCAAGUCUCAUUGAAGGGAUAUGCAACGUGGAGACCCUGCAUCUUUCUCCCGGUUCUGUUGAUGUGAUUUUUCGAUGUGUUAGACGUGGAAUACUUCUACCGGCGUUCAACAAUCUGGUAAGCUUGUCUUUUGGGAGUAAGAAUAAACGAGGUUGGAAACUGCUGCCAUAUCUGCUUGAGCAGUGUCCAAAGCUGGAAACUCUAAUCAUCCAGGGCUGGAUAGUUACACAGGGAAUGUGACCAUUCAUCCAUCCCAGGUGAAGGUGUUGCGUGUUAUUGGUUAUGGAGGAACCGCUAAAGAGUUGGAAGACUUGAAGAAAUUGAUUGGUGAAUCGGAAUGCCUUGAGGUGGUGCAAGUGGAGGUUGUGCAAGGUGUUGUGGAAGAUGGUGGCGUUAUAUCGCAAACAUACAACGAUCUAAGGAGGCUCCUUGGUGUUUCACUUCCAUCCAAGUGCAAGAUCAUGGUCGCAUAAUUCAACUCCACGAGGAACUUCAACCACUUGAGAAAAUGGAUAGACAUAAAUACCUGAUAACAAAAAUACCAUAAUUUUUUUUCUAGAACACUUUAUAUGCUUUGAACUUUUAAAUCGGAUUUAUAUCCCAAUUAUAUGAUUUUUGGAGUUUAAAAUUGGGUAGCAAUGCCGGAUAUAAUUUGUUGGUAAACCGAGCUAAACGUCAGCUAAACCGAUGAUAGACCUAUUAUUUAAUUAAAUUACACUUAUAAGGCUCAAACGAAGCGGCGCCGUUUCAUAGAUCACCAGUUUCUUCUUCUUCUUCCUCAGCCGCAAUUCCAAGUCGACGAUUUUAGUUAGUCCGGCCGGGAAGGUUUGAUAGUUUCCUGGGAUUUAAACCUAUGGAGUUGGAGUUUGAAUCAAGGUAUGAGAUUAAUCGUACUGUGGAGUUCAUUAUCAGCAAAAGCUUCAGCAGAAUUGCUUUACAGUUUCCGGAUGAGUUGUUAAAGGAAUCAACUAAGGUCGUGAGUGCUCUUAAGAGCAAAACUCGUUUGCUUACCGACAGAGAAGUCAGGUUCUUUGUUAUGGCGGACACAACUUACGGUAGUUGCUGCAUUGAUGAAGUUGGAGCUUUGCAUAUUGACGCAGACUGUGUUGUUCAUUACGGUCAAACAUGUCUAAGCCCGACAUCGGUUCUUCCAGCAUUCUUCGUUUUCGGGAAAGCUCCGAUGAACGUCUCAAGCUGCGUUAAGCAUCUGAUAGAUUAUGCGUCACAGAGCGAUAAGCCUAUUAUGAUUCUUUAUGGACUAGAAUACGCCCAUAUGAUUCCGCAUAUCCGAGAAGAAUUAGGAUUAUCAAAGACUGAAUCUCAUCAGUUGAAGUUCUCUGUAGCCAAUGUCUUGUGUUCAUUUAUUAGUCCAUCCAAAGACCCUAGAGAAUCCAUGGAGCAUCCGAGACCAUAUUGUGAUAGCUUAUCCUCAUCUAGAAACUAUAGAAUGGGAGGGCUAACUUGGGACUUGCCAGAAGGAAGCAAAAUCGAGGACUAUCUACUUUUCUGGAUCGGUUCUGACAGUUCAGCUUUCGCCAAUGUAGUACUGACCUUCAAUGGUUGUGACAUAGUCAGAUAUGAUGCUGAAGACGAUUCUUUGGUGACGGAAUUUUAUCAACAAAGAAGGAUACUUCAGCGACGAUAUUACUUGGUGGAAAAAGCCAAGGAUGCGAAUAUUGUAGGUAUUUUGGUAGGGACUCUUGGUGUUGCUGGUUACCUUCAUAUGAUUCACCAUAUGCAAGCACUCAUAUCUGCAGCUGGCAAAAAAUCUUACAUUCUUGCCAUGGGACGACCUAAUCCGGCCAAACUCGCAAACUUCCCCGAGUGCGAUGUAUUCAUCUACAUCUCAUGUGCCCAAACCGCUCUUUUAGAUAGCAAAGAGUUCAUGUCCCCUGUCAUAACUCCGUUCGAAGCCAAUCUUGCUUUUAGCAGAGGGAGUGAAUGGACUGGUGCAUACCUAAUGCAAUUCCAAGACGUGAUCAACUCUGUAAAAUUAGAAUCAGAAGCACAUAGCGAAUCAGAGGAGCCACGGUUCUCCUUCUUUCAGGGUGGUUACGUAGAAGAUCACAAGACAAACGAUCAAGCUAAGAAUGGAGAAGAAGACACAGGAGAGACAAUGGCAUUGGUACAAAUUGCAGAGAAAGCAUUGCAAUUGAAAGGCAAUGAUCAUAACUUGCUCACUAAACAAACCACUGCAAAAUCAGGACCCGAGUAUUUCCUCAGCCGUGCUUAUCGCGGUUUGGAGAUAAAUAGUGAUAAUACUUCGCCGGAGCCUUACAUAGUCGGGAGAAGCGGGAAGGCGUCAGGAUACAAGCACGAGUAGCAACUCCAAGAAGUUCACUUGUUCACCAAGAAAGAUUUGUGUACUAUUUCAGAAACUGACAUUUUUAUUGUUCUUUUGAAAAAUUGGUUCUGCUGGCUUCAUGUUAUAUUGUUAGAUGAGAGAAUGUUGCACACAUGUGAGAGUUAGUUUCGAAAAGAAACAGAACUAUCUAUCUGUCUUUUGUUAAUUUUUUUCUAAUGUUUAUUGGCCUCUGA